AUGCCGAGCCAAGAAGCGUCGGGCACUGGCAGCCUCGAUGCGUCAACGCCUCUGACAACUGGAUCCAACGGUCAUGACGGUGACCACGGCACGGACGAAACUCGUCUGGGCGGCAACUUCGGGAACCAAGCUGGCACUUACGGCAACCAGGGAGUCGGUUAUGGCAACCAGGGUGUUGGCUACGGCUACAAGGCCGAUGGGUAUGGCGACCAAGCUGGCACUUACGGCAACCAGGGGGUUGGAUACGGCGAGCGUGGUGUCAUCAACCAAGGUGCUGGCCACGGCAACCAAGGCAUCGGCUACGGCGACCAUGGGAUCAACUACGGCAAUCACGGCACCGGGUAUGGGAACCAGGGUGCUGGCUACGGCAACCAAGGCACGGGAUAUGGCAACGGCGGCACCGAGUAUGGCAACAACUAUCGGUACCCAUCUCUCUCGGGGCGCCCGACGUACGGUGGGCCGAGCUACGGCGCUGGCCAGGACUACGGGAAGCAAGCGUAUGGCCGCGCUGACAACAAGGGGUAUGGUGGGUAUCUUCGCCGCUAG
This is a messenger RNA of Saprolegnia parasitica CBS 223.65, 546 nucleotides long. RefSeq lists its product as hypothetical. The transcript is spliced from 2 exons. Lineage: Eukaryota; Oomycota; Saprolegniomycetes; Saprolegniales; Saprolegniaceae. The coding region runs from base 1 to 546 and encodes 181 amino acids. The record is from RefSeq and is a predicted model, not a curated record.